AUGGCCUGUGGUCCCUCUCGUGCUCAAGUCCUGGUCCCCAUCACUCCUGGCACCGUGGAGACCUGCUGCCUGGGACCUGCCAUUGCGAUCACCGAGCAGCCGGUCUCCAUCUCCGUCCCAGUGGGAUACUCCUUCACCCUGCGGUGCAGAGCCAAGGGACGCACUUCGUUGCAGUACCAGUGGUUUUGUCAGCACCAGUCCGUCUGCCGCCAAAUUCCUGGUGCCACCAAGCAAGACUUGCCUGUCACUGCACAGCAGACCCAACUCUACAUCUGCAGAAUCAAUGACCUCUACAAAAAUGCCAUCUUCUCCGACUGGGUGAAGGUAGAGGUCCAUCAGUGUGUCGCUAGAGGACUGCCCCCUCAGCGCUGGAGAGGAGAACCGGUCAUCGUCGUCAACCCCACCGAGCAGAGGGUGGAGGUGGGGAAGCCACUACAGCUGCAGUGUGCUGCCAUGGGAGUCCCAGCCCCCAGCUACCAGUGGUACCGGAAUGGGAACCUGCUGGAACACCAGAGCAAAAAAAAACUCUGGAUCAGCCACGCAAAGGCCAGUGACUCCGGCACGUACCUCUGCUGUGCCUCCAAUAGCCAUGGAGAGCACUGGACCAACGCCGUGGAUAUUCACAUAGGUACAUGCCACUCUGAAAAGUUUUUUGCUACAGGCAAGAUAGCGCUUUUGGUAGGCAACAACCGCUACCAGCAUCAUCCCAACCUGAUGGCUCCUGUCACGGAUGUGUUUGAGCUGAGUCUGCUUCUGGAGCAGCUGGGCUUCCAGGUUGUCUCCCUUCUGGACCUGAACAAGGCUGAGAUGGUGACAGCUGUCAGUCGGUUCCUGCAGCUCCUGGGGAAGGGAGUCUAUGCUAUAUUCUACUAUGCUGGUCAUGGAUAUGAACAUUCGGGGAGGAACUACAUGGUCCCUGUUGAUGCUCCACAACCCUAUGCCGCUGAGAACUGCAUCAGCGUGCAGAGGAUCCUCCAGAAGAUGCAGCAGCAGCAGACGGCCCUGAACCUCAUCCUGCUGGACACCUGCAGGAAAUGGUACAACCCACAGUGUGCCCUCUCCCAGGUACAGCCGCUGGAGCCCUGGGGCAAUACCGUUUACGGCUACGCCACGAGCGAAGAUGCAGAAGCCUAUGAGUUGCAGGAUGGGGAGUUCAGCUCUGGGAUCUUCAUGAAAUAUCUGAAGAAACAUAUUCUACAGGAGAAGAAGGUUACACACAUGCUGGAGGAUGUGUUAGAAGACAUCGGCCGGGAUCCGUUGGUCACUGGGAAGCAGGUGAUGGAGAUCAAGCACACGCUGAAGGAAGCCCGGUCCCUGACGGACCCGAUCUGCCCCUCAGGAGCAGCUGCUGAGCACUGGGGACAUGGCCACGAGCCGCUGAGCAAAACAGUGACCUUUCCCUGCGGGGUGCAGGUGGAGCUCUGCUUCCACCGGCUCUUCUCCAACGUGAUGCGCGUGUGUGCCAAGCUGCGGCCCCCUCCAGCCCACAUCGCGGACGCUCGUCUCCUGCUCUGCCAGCCCCCUGAGAUGGGCAAUGUGGCUGUCCUGAAAGAGAGCUGCCUGGACCAAGUGGAGUCUCUGCUCACCUCUGUGUACAAGCGGGAGGAGCUAGACUGCGUCUUCCAGCUCUCCGGCCUACAGAAAAUUCAGACAGACGUGAUCCUGCAGCUGGAUUUGCAUUACACCCAGCUGAUCACAAAGCAGAGGACUUGUGAAAGCCUGAAAACAACUCUUCAGAAAUCUCUGCUAGGGCAGUUUUUCAGCCAGAGGAAUUAUUCCCAGCCAAAGUACCAGAGAACUCCUGCCUGUGCCGGCAGUGUGUGCCUCCGGGAUGCAUCAGCGCUGAACAUGGACCCAAAGGGGCAAGCAUCUCUGAGGACAGGUUCUGGCCACAGCUUGCCCAGCAGCAACACCUCCAACUUCAGCAGCGAGCCGGAGGAGAAUGACGAGAGUGACCUGAGCGAGCUCUGCUUGGCACUGCUCCAGGCGGGCCCAGGGCAGGACUACCCCUGA
Molecule: messenger RNA, 2013 nt
Organism: Opisthocomus hoazin
Lineage: Eukaryota; Metazoa; Chordata; Aves; Opisthocomiformes; Opisthocomidae
Source: RefSeq, a predicted model, not a curated record